Molecule: messenger RNA, 2814 nt
Organism: Australozyma saopauloensis
Lineage: Eukaryota; Fungi; Ascomycota; Pichiomycetes; Serinales; Metschnikowiaceae
Product: tetratricopeptide repeat-containing protein
Exons: 1
Coding region: 1-2814 (937 amino acids)
Molecular function (GO): protein binding
Source: RefSeq, a predicted model, not a curated record
AUGAGUGAUUCCACACAGAACCAGCCAAUCACAGACCAGCAACGAAUCGUCUUGGCUCAGUUGGCUCUUCUUCUUCCGUUGGAAAAGGUCCAGCCCCAAAAUGAGUUCCAAACCUCGCCACAGCUCAAGCAUAUUUUGGGCGGCACUCUCGGAACCUCUGUUGAGUCUGUUUUUCCCUCUCUGCUCGUUGGCGCGAAAGAAAUCGCUGCCAAAUACCCAGAAACGUCACUUGAAGAUGUGACCAGAGAACUCGCACAUUCCAUCGGGAACAGUCUUUCUCGAUUUGAGACACAGCUUGUGGCUAUUGCUUUGCUUCAAUUUUUUAUUCAGUGUAAUUUCUGUGGGCCUCAGAGACCGCUCACCGCUGUGGAGUUCCCAUUUGGUGAGGAGCACGCUGCAAAACUACAGAAGGAUGCCAUUGAGCUUCUCAGCUUGGAGGGCCAGAGCUCAUAUGACUUUGUGGUGGAGCCGUUUUUCUUGGUGCUUUCAUUGGCGCUUUUUGAACAUCUAAUGGGCUGUAGCCACCUGCUUGUCACCAAUAGCGCUGUAAAGACAGACGAAGUUUUGGCAGAGGGUACACGAUUCGUCGAAGAGCUCGCGUCUUCGUCCUCUUCUGCUGAAUUUGCCUCGUUGUCAUGGUGGCGCACUAGAGCAUUGCAGGCACACCUCUCGAUUCUCCUGGAACCGGUGGAUGUUCUUGCCACUCUAUCGUCUGUGCUCCUUCAACAACCUGUUUUGAACGCAUUGCUUCCAGAUUCAGCCUCUUGCGACAAUGCUCAUAUGCUCCGGCAAAAUUUGCUGAUGGUGUUCUUCCUCGAGAAUGCCAGAAACGCAAUCCACGCUCAGACAGAACACCUCGCCGAGCCAUUUUUGGCUGCUGCCACGAAAAUCUCUCAACUAGACUUUGUGCUUACCGGCGCCAAGGCUAAGCGUACUAAGUUCCAGACCUUCCAUGCAUCGUCAUUAGUUCUUUUAGCCAAAAGUCAAAUGGAGGAGUUUUGUCCUGAACAUACUGCAGAUGUAGCUCCUCAAACAUACGAGUUGAACUCUGACUUGCUUUUGGAAAAGCCACAAUAUGAGUCGCUUGAUUUCGACGAUAACAACAAUAGCGAGGACCCUGCUCAAGAGGCUAAAAAAAUCAAAUUGGAUGGUGAUUUGUCGUACCUUGUCCUGGAAAAAGAAAAACUUCUUCCAAUUUGCAUGCAAUCAACUGAUAUCCCGAUCGCGCUUCGCUCUCUCAACCCUAAUGAACAGCCCCCUUUGGUGAACCUCGAUGUUCUCCAAUUGCUUUUGCGCCUUGUAAUCAUCAAACAGACCUCUCCCUCUGGUAAUGCUAUGGUAGAAGAGGAAUUGCUUGCUGUCGUGAGCAGAAUCAUUUAUUCGAGCCAAGGCAAUAAUAAUUGGGCAAUCUUUGGCCGCGCUCUCUGGGAAAGAUCGCUUUUAGAAACUUCCAAAGCUCGCACAGUUGAGAGAGGUAUCUUGCAGAUGACCUCAUUGGUCGAGGAGGCUGGUAUUCACAUCAAAACCAGAACCAUUCCUCAAUUGCAAGAGACCACAUGCGAAGAUGUCCAUUCCAGACUUAGAUAUAUGCACCAACUUCCAUUGAUGGGUCACUGGAAGAUGGAUGCCAAAUUGGCCGAAAAAUACAUGGCACUCGGUGUUAUCAAGUCUGCAAUCGAUAUCUACGAAAGAUUGAAUAUGGUCACCGAGGCUGCCUUGUGCUACGCUGCAAUCGACGAGGAGCAGCAAGCAGAACGUAUGUUGGUUGCACGUCUUGAGAGCCACCCUAAAGAUGCCCGCGCUAUCUCCAUUCUCGGCGACAUUCGUCAAGACCCACAGUUGUGGGAAACUGCGUGGGAGGUGGGCCACUAUGCCAAGGCCAAGGCUUCUCUCUCCAGAUACUACUACCAGCCCCCAGCUGACUCUGGAUUGAAGAGAGACUUGCAGUUGGCUUUGCAACAUAUGCAUGAUUGUUUGAGUGCCAGUCCGUUGAACUACGAGAACUGGUUUUUCUAUGGCUGUUGUGGCCUUGAGAGUGGCAAUCAAGAAAUUGCUGCUGAAGCAUUCACAAGAUGCGUGUCUUUGGACGACACAAAUUCACACGCCUGGUCUAACUUGGCCUCUGCAUUGCUCAAACUCGAUAAAACGAAGCAAGCGUUUAACGCUUUGAAGAGAGCCUUGCAACAAGGCGAGGGUGCGAAGCGUUCGUGGAGAAUCUUUGAAAAUUACUUGUUGGUGGCCGCAAAGCUCGGCGAAUGGAACGAUGUUUUGCAUGCUUCCCGUGAGCUCUUAAAGAUUAGAAAGGAAGAAGGAGGUGAGGUGGUUUUGGACAUACCAGUGCUCGAGAAGCUCGUCCAGCUUCUUGUAGAGGAGCCAUACCCUGCAGAUCAACGCAGAUCGCAUUUCCAACUGUCAUGUAUUGAUUUGAUUUGCAACAUGGUGCCAUCUGUCGUCAACCAUAAUGCUAGAGUGUGGAGGCUCGUGGGAAGAGUCGAGAUCUGGCAAGGAAAGCCCUGGGCUGCUCUUGACUGCGCUGAAAAAGCUUAUAGAGCCACAUCUCUUCGUCCAGACCUAGACACCUCCGAAGAAGCUUGGAACGAGGCUGUCGAGGCAUGUUCUGAUCUUGUUUCUGCAUACGAGUCUCUUGGAGAACUUCCUGGAAAGCAUGGUGCUGGAGAUGUGGUAUGUAAGGACUGGAAGUACAAGGCUCGCUCCAGUGUGCGGUCUCUUAUGUCCAAGGGAAAGCAAAUGUGGGAAGACUCCACGGGUUGGGAUACAUUGCUUGAAUUGAAAGAGCAAAUAGCGUCAUUGUAA